Eruca vesicaria subsp. sativa (arugula) is the source of this 2403-nucleotide messenger RNA. The record is from the annotation of a GenBank genome assembly. Lineage: Eukaryota; Viridiplantae; Streptophyta; Magnoliopsida; Brassicales; Brassicaceae.
AUGACUCUGCGUUCAGUUUAUUCCCGCGGUAAGCGCGAGAAGAUCGGAGUGUUCGAUUUCAGUAACGAGGAUGAACAUGUUGAAGAGAUGUCGAAGAAACUCCUCCGAAAGUUCGAUUCCCCAGAGACUAGCAAAACCCCUCGCGCCGUCGAUAAGUAUGACUUCCUUCGAUUCUUCGCGCAGGAGGACACACGAAGCGAGAGAAAACAAGUGGACCACAUUGUUAUUGAUGUUGAAGUCCCAGAAAAAGAAGAACAGUCAAGGUGUGAACUCAGCAGAUAUGAAACUUGUGACCAGAUUGAUGUAACCUCCGAUGACUCCCAUGGAAGGAUUGGAAUUAAUUCAUCAUCGUCAUCAUCUCUGUCGGAAAACGAUGAUGAGUUAUGGAUGUGGGUUUAUAUUCAGAAAAUAUCUCAUGCUUUUAUAUUUCUGCAUUUACAGGAUUCAGAGACUUCACAAGUUAUCAUGAUCCCUGAUUUUAUUAUAUAUGGAGAGAUUUACUGUACCAACUCGAAGCUUACAUUUUCACGCAACUGUAUGAGAAUUGAAAGUUCAUCAGUAAAUGCAACUACAGGGACAUUUAGUUGUCAGUGGGAAAUAGAAGAUAUCGUCAGAAUUGAGUCUCAGUGGUGUUCAGAGGUGGUUGGGACUGCCUCGGUAAACGUACUUCUGAAGUCCAGGGACCCUAACGGAGUUGACAAUGCGAAAGAGAUUUCAGGCAUUGAUCUCCUAAAAUUUUCCGUGUAUGGCGCUAAAUGGUCUAAAGAAGUAGAAACCAUCAAACUGCUGGACUCAAGAUACAAGGAUAUUUGGUUUGAUACCAUAACAGAAAGCGAGGAAAGUGGUAGUAGUGGCCCCAAUUUGGAAACUUCACUCACCAACCUCGCUGGUUCGUUUGAAGAUCUCGUUUACCCUCAAGGCGAACCAGAUGCUGUAGUAGUUCGGAAGCAAGACAUUGAGCUUCUGAAGCCAAGACGUUUCAUUAACGAUACAAUCAUUGAUUUUUAUAUCAAGUACCUUAAGAGUCGAAUUCUACCAGAGGAACGGGGCAGAUUCCACUUUUUCAAUUGUUUCUUUUUCCGUAAGCUGGCUAACUUAGACAAAGGUUCACCUAGCUCGUUUGGAGGAAGGGAAGCAUAUCAACGUGUGCAAAAGUGGACUAAGGAUGUGGAUCUCUUCGAAAAAGAUUAUAUAUUUAUUCCUAUAAAUUUCAGUUUUCACUGGAGUCUGAUUAUCAUCUGUCAUCCCGGUGAAUUGGUUACUUCUUCUGGUAAGGUUAACUCACUAUGUUAUUACUUAUGCUCGUUUUAUAAUAGCCUAAAAAUAAAUGAUCACUCUGCUGCUGAUGAAGUCGAAAACCCAUCAAGGGUUCCCUGCAUCUUGCAUCUGGACUCAAUUAAAGGAAGCCACAAGGGUGGUCUCGUAAACAUUUUUCCGAGUUACCUAGGUGAAGAGUGGAAAGCGAGGCAAGGACACACAACAACUGAUUUAUCAAGAGUAUCAAAUAUGCAGCUCAUUUCACUCGUGCUCCCGCAACAAGAGAAUUCGUUUGAUUGUGGCCUCUUUCUGCUCCAUUAUUUGGAACUUUUUGUUACUCAAGCUCCUGCUAAAUUCAAUCCUUCUCUUAUCACAAGAUCGGGAAAAUUUCUAACUAGGAAUUGGUUUCUUGCGAAGGAAGCUUCACUUAAGCGUGGGUACAUCUUAGAGUUACUUUACAAUCUCCACAAAGGUCAUGAUCCAAGUCUUCUUCCAGCUCAUUCCAAAAGUAAUCCGCCUCAUUGCGGAGUUUCCAACACAAAUGACGAAGAAAACGAAAGCAAGAAUGUGACUGAGAUCUGUAACGUGAGAAAACCAUUUGAUGGUUCCUUAUCAAUCGUCACAUACAUUCCUCAAACAAAGACUUGCCCUGAGAGUUCCAAGCGCCGGAAGUCCUUUAUGUCGCCUAUAGUGGAAGAAGUUCAAGAAAGUGGUGAGAAAGAAGAAAUCCAUCUGCCAAUGGACACAGAGGAAUCUUUUUGUCAAGAGAUGGAAACAUUGCGAAAAGAGGAAUGCAUGCUUUAUAUUGAGGACACUGAUGAUGAUGAAGAAGCUGUUUCAGUAGAAUACGUUUCUGAUUCCCAAGAUUCAUGUGAAGUUGAGAUGAAAGAAGCAGAUGGUGAUGAUGAAUUGCUUCUACUUACUGGAGCAUCCAAAGAGAUUCAUAAUACCAGAGAAACCAAAUCUGCUUCAGCAUGGAUCGAAAAAGGAGUCCACAAGGGUACGAGUAGAGAUUUAGCUGCUCGUUAUUGCUGUAACAACAUUCUUCUUGUGUUGUCUGAUGAUGAGGGAAGCGAUGAACAUAAAGACAAAGAAAACUUCUCUGGUUCAAGAUGUAAUGUGAUGGUCAAGAGGCCAAAGACUUGA